GAAGGUGCUCAUAUAAUUGAUUUCUUGUGCAACUAAUUAAAAUACACUUCAUGCUGUCCCUGGCAUGCCCUUCACAUUGUUAUGUUUUAGGGAAUUAAAAAAUACAUGGAGAGCUGGAAGCGAGUUUGGUGUACGUUGUGAACUAACAGGAUAUGAGUACUGAAUCGAGUCCGACCUUGAUAUUGAGCUGAUAAGUCACAGUUUGCUCAAGGCAAGCAAAUUUUCUCAUCACGUUCUUGCUGUCUGCAAGUGCUCUAACACGUCUAAUAUUUACCAUGAAAGUCAAAAUGACCGUUGUCAUAAUCGCCCUUCUACGUCGUAGGCGGUGUUCUCAUGUUAUGCUGGCAUUUGUACGGUCGUUUCAAAGAUCUUUGUCGAUUUGGUUUGUAACAGAAUUUUGAUUGGGUUUGCAACAUUUGAGGAACGUGGUUUAUCAAUACAUUAAAAUACUAUUUACAUCUACACAGCAAAUUGAUUUAUAUAUUAAUAUGGCCAUAUUUAAUACAUAAUUAGAAAACAGUAUCAUUUGUUGUGUAGAGGAAAACCCUAUUUUAUGUACCAUAUUCCACAACAGGAUGCCUUAUUUCAUGAUGACCUUCCAGAUUACUCUGUAAUUUUCUAUGAAUUUCGAGAUUAGUUGCCUAUACAGGUUUUUUCGUUUUGUAUGAACUCGUCGUAUAGUUGGAUGAGUACAGGUCUGCUGCUGUCAUGACUAAUUUCUGUUGCUCAAAUGAUUGAAUGGCGCAUACAUGAAUGUGAACAUGGUGUGUGCGUGUGUGUGUGUGUACUUUAAAAGCUGUCCUAGUCGAAAACGAGAUUUGAAACAUUUUUUAAGUAUGGUUUGUUGUAAUAAUAUAAUCUUGUGUAGGUAACAGUUAUCGUUGUAUUGGCAGCAUUUACCGCAGACGUGUUUCCUCUUGUUCAAGUAGCUAAUCUGAGCGAAACGUAGCGGAUCAGAUCGCAAGAAAUCUUCCAGAAGAUUGUCGUAAUUAUUAUUGUGAUAUUUUCAUUGCUAGAAUUCGAUCGAUUUAUUCGUCUGUAACGUCGUUUGAACUAUACUGUGUUCAUGUCUCUAAAUAAAGUAUUAUAUACCUUUCAGAUCUGUGAAUUUAGCCUUCAUUUACAGUAAAUCGGCACGGCAGUGAAAGUAAGCUGAAACUGAGUUAGUUGAUGUUGGUUUGUUCGGACUGAUUGUUCAAUGAGCAGAAAGCAAUAAAACCAAAUAAAAGUGAUCUUGACACAUUGUAUUACAUGGUUGCUGUUGAUUAGGUUUGCGAAUUGUCGGUUUGGACGCAGAGUAACCAACUUUAAGUUGAAGAUCCCAAGCUAACAAUGGGCAGUAGUCAGCUGUACAGUUUGACUUGGGGAGAAUUUGGGACUUCCUUGGUUUCUGCAGUUCAGUUACUACGUUGUCAUGGUGAUUUGGUGGAUGUCACCUUGGCAGCAGGUGGGCGUAGUUUUCCUGCUCAUAAGAUUGUGUUAUGUGCUGCAAGCCCCUUCCUACUUAAUCUUUUGAAGAGCACUCCUUGUCAACAUCCUGUGGUGAUGCUAGCAGGAGUUACAGCAUCUGAUUUGGAGGCUUUGCUUGAGUUUGUGUAUCGUGGUGAGGUUAGUGUGGAUCCGAACCAACUGCCAUCACUUCUACAGGCCGCUCACUGUCUGAACAUCCAAGGCCUGGCUCCAGGCACAAUUAGUGGUGAGAAAGCAGAAGAUAUUAACACAGUGCCAGCUGCUCAUGAGGCUCUAACAAGAGAUGUAAUAAAUUCAUUCCUGCCGAUACGUAGGAGGAAGCGCACCAAGCGAAGGAAUUCAUCAGGGUCAGGUAGCAAGUGGGCACGUCAGGAAAAUAUGGCAGCAGAUACAGAAAACAGGCCCAUGGAACAGCAGAAUCCUGGAGGUGCUGGUGGAGGGGUUGCAAUGUCAUCAGAACAAGAUGUCCUCAAUAUUCCUGAUGUGCCACGCAAGACUGAAGACACAGAAAGCCACAACCAAACUGGAGAAGAAACUGCAGCUGUGAAGAAGAAUAGUGUAUCUGACCAACCUGCUACUUGUCCUCUGUGUGGUGCCACGCUACGCCAGUCUCGAAACUUGCGUCGACACUUAGAACUGCUUCACUUUGGUAUAGGGAGGUCAACUGUCCGUGUGCGAUCACGCAAAGGCAGUAUGCAGCAGCAGCAGCAGCAACAACAACAACAACAGCAGCAACAGUCUCAACAAAUGGGGCAGUCAGGACAAGAUAUUUCUGCUCCUCACACUCCUCGAACUCCGCCCUCUGUUCCCUCAUCUAUAUCACAGCCAGAUCUCCACAGUCCCCCUCCCACAGUGUCACAGGCCACAAGCAUUCACAGUCCAGGUCUUGGUUUGGUGCUGCCUACACAACAGAUGGCUCAUGUGUCAACUGGUCCGCAUGUCAUGGUUCUUCCACCAGUGUGUCAGAAUGGACAAGCUUUACGGAUUCCUCGCCACGAAGAUCUUCAGCAGCAACAGCAACAGCAACCGCCCUCAGGACAACAGGAACGGCCUGGUGGCUCUGGCUUGUGUGAUCCUGCACCUGUCCUAGGAUGUAUGCUUCCUCCUAUGCCUUCUCCGCAUGAUCCUCUGUUUCGACAGCAUCACACGGACUUGUUAAGAGGAGCAGGAUUGUAUGCGGAGACAAGGACUCCCGCACGCACCCCUGGUAAUCCUGCAGGGAUGCGGCAGGAGGUAGCAUGAGGCUACGAGGCAUGGGAAUCCACAUUACCACCAGACCAUGGUUUCUAGUGGUUGCUGUGCUGGACUGGUCUCAUACUGCUCGUUGCGCUGUUUUGUAGUUUCUGAGCGAAUUCACAAAGUAAGGCUUGUUACGUUGUACUGCUGGAUUGAGUUUCAAAAGGAUAAGGUCUGGAAGGAUAGCAAGAUUCUAUGUAAUUCUUCUCUGUUUUCAGUUGAGAUAAAUGAAAUGUAUUCUGUUGCGUUAGACAGUAUUGUACACUUCAGAGCGAUUUGUUUGGAGCUGACUCAACUUUACUGCUUACGUAUGACUGUUAGAACAGUAAAUAAUUCAAAUCCACGAUUAAAUACUAAUCUUAAAAGUAAUUUAAUCUGAAUUUUGAUAAUGGUAUUUCUUCCAUGCAAGAUAUAAUGCAUAUACUACUGCAUAUUGUCAAUUGAAAUGGGCUAUGGCAUUUCCUACACACCAUAAUUGUUAUAUUAUGAUGAAUCAAUUGUCAGAGCUGAUUGUGUUAGAAGAAGGUGCAUUAUGUGGAGGCGAGGUCGUAAAUGAUGCCUCCUGCUUCUUGCACUCGGAAUUAAAAGCAUAUUAUUAUUUUUUAAAAUGUGAUCUCGGAAAUUUAAGGUAUCAAAUUCUGUCUUGUGUAACAUGAAAAGAGACUAACCAAAUUUGUUAUAUUUAAGUGACUGUAAAUUCUGUAAUCAUCAAGGAGCUCAAAAGUUGAAAUUACAAACAACACUCAUAGUGUACAGUAUAAAUCAGCAAACUUGAUGGGAAAUUGUUUGCAUUGGGUGUGUUGGUUUUAGAAUACUUCCUCUGCUUCCUUGGCCCUACAACCCAGUUGUGGGUGUUUGUCGACUCCUUUUCGGAGGUUUCCUAGUCUUUGAAGUAUGCAUUUGUACUGCUUCAGCACAGGUUCAACUCAAUCCUGAUUUGACUGCUAGAAUCAUCUAGUAGUGAAUCAAGAGAGACUUGGAUAAGAAAUGGCCGUUGAAUUUUGCUAAUGAAACGUCUCGUUCAUGCUACCUAAACAUAGCUCUGUGCGAAGGUGAUAAAUACAAAGAAAAAUGUAUUUCUUUUCAUUAUUUUGCACGAUUAUGUCAAUUCUAAGUACUGUAUAACAUAAAACAUUUCUCCUUCUAAUGUACAUAUAAUUUUAUUCUCAUUGCUCUGUGGUUGGAUGUUAAUUAUACCAUCAGGUGACACCUUCCUUGCAUAUUUAUUAUUUAAUGGUUCAUCAUUAUCAUCAUCAUUUCCAACAGAAUGUUCAGUUUUUCUAGGUACAUUUUGAAAUUGUUAACAUUUUUUAGGGUGUUGGUUGCGAUUGAAAAUGUUUGUUAAAAUCCAUAAAAUCUGAAGUUCCUUUUUCAGAGCUAGAAAUAAUUUCAUCUUAUAUAAUAGUAAUUUGUGAAUUUAAAAGAAAGAGCUGUGAUGAGAAUAUUUGUAUUUGGUGGGAAAAUAGCAUUGUUUGAUACAUUUGCUGGUAACGUAUCUGCAGUAAAACAGGAUGUCCAACUUUUCUUUCAGUUAUUAUCCUAAGAUAAAAAUGCUGUGAAUAUUAGUUUAUCGCUUAAAAUUCUUCAGUUGUAAUCACUUCAAAGACGCAAGAUCAUAUUUUGAGGUGUUCAUCGUGAAAGUAAUUUUUAUAGUAGUGUAAGUUUCUCAAAGAUGCAAACAUAAGUCUGUAAAUGAGUUCAUGAUAUAUGUAUUACGGUUGUUCUUAUAUUCCUUUGUUACGAGGUGUUGUUAUAAUUAUUUUAAAAUGACUAGGCAGCAAAACAAUUUUUUAAUAUUUUCACAAAUGAUGUCAAUGUGAAACAAUAUUAGUGCAUGUUCUGAUAGUGUCUAAUGGUGAAACGGGGAAAUGCCACGUCCUAUCGAUACCUGAUCAGUGGCGGAAGAGUGUAUAGAAUCUUGAUGCUGUUAAAGAUAUAUAUUGUGUCUGUUUCAUCAAAUUUUGAAAUUGGAUUACAAUAUUUAUUUUUCUUGUGCAGAAACAUCACUUCAGGUGCGCAUGUUCCUGUGUUGAGUCUUUAAUAUAGUUAAUUUGUUGUAAGACUUACAAACAUUUUUAAAAAUUAAUAUAAUAAUAAUAUUAAUUAUUGAAUUGUUACCAGCUCUUCCAGUUUUAAAGAUUGAAAGUGAACCUUGAAAACUAAUUUAAAAUAUGCAAGAUGUUUAGAAAUAUUGGAAUGUUUAAAGAUACUUUGUAUAUUAUUACUGUGUUUGUGAGAUUGAUGUAGGAUGACAUCAUUUGAGUAUAAAGAAAUGGGCAGCUUUCAAAAAAUUGCUUUACUGCUCGUAUGUUAGGAUUCUAUCUGUUUUACUAUGUACAGAUUAAUGUUUUUAUUCUUUUGUGAGAUUUUAUAAUUGUUUCAUAAAUAUGAAAAGUAAUGCUUGUGCAAAACAUUUAAACAUUUACAUUUUUGAAUUUGUGUGAGAUAUUUAAAAAAUGGUGCUAAUAAGGGAAGACUUAAGACUUUCAGUUUCUGUGGAAGAAAUUGUUACAAAAUAAAGAAUUAUGAAGUAUGAAAUGUUAUGUACCAGUUGGUACCUUGGAAUGGAAAUGGUUAAAAAGUGCUCUUCAAAAAGGAAAUAAAACAAAAAAAGAGAGAGGGUAAUGUACAAUAUGAGAUUCA
Messenger RNA from Zootermopsis nevadensis, 5349 nucleotides. It is a transcript of the gene Trl, whose product is annotated as Trithorax-like. The record is from RefSeq and is a predicted model, not a curated record. Gene Ontology annotation, molecular function: protein binding. Gene Ontology annotation, biological process: regulation of transcription by RNA polymerase II. Gene Ontology annotation, cellular component: nucleus. Lineage: Eukaryota; Metazoa; Arthropoda; Insecta; Blattodea; Termopsidae.